Molecule: messenger RNA, 762 nt
Organism: Perkinsus marinus ATCC 50983
Lineage: Eukaryota; Perkinsozoa; Perkinsida; Perkinsidae
Product: 28 kDa heat- and acid-stable phosphoprotein, putative
Exons: 6
Coding region: 19-663 (214 amino acids)
Source: RefSeq, a predicted model, not a curated record
GGUGCCAGUUGUCGAGUAAUGCCAGGCCGUGAUCAGCGUUCUAGGAAUAAGGUGGACCAUCGUGGAGGCGGGCGUGGGAGUAGAGCUGGCAAGAAGUAUGUCGUCGAAGAGGAUGACUUUGAUGCCGUAGCCCGUAGGAAUCGGGAUGUAGAGCAGAUCAAACGCCGUCAGCAACAAGAAGCCGAGGAAGAUUCAUCGUCGGAUGACGACAAGCCUACUGCUGCCCCUGUGUCAGCUCAUGCAAAGAGGGCACCGGAGGUGAAGACAGCAGCAGCUAAGGAACGGGUUGACUCUGAUGAUGAUAUAGCACCUCUAGGAGCUGAUCAGAGGCAUCAACCAACUCGACGAGAGCGAGAGGCUGCCGCUAAGGAGGCUGCCCACAAGGCAUACCUCGAGAAGCAGGCCAAGGGUGAAACCUCAGAAUUUAAGGCUCAAGCUCGACGUUUAGCCGAGGUGAGAGCUCGUCGAGAGGCGGCUGCUAAGAAGCGUGAAGCAGAGGAGGGUGGCCUCACUGGUAACCUGGAUGGCCCUACUGUGGGUGUACAGGCUGGUAGAGAACCCCCGAACAAGCCAACCUCAGCUCUCGCUGAAGCCAUGGGAGCUACUUCAAUGACCGCUGGCCCCAAGCGUAGAGGUGGCGGCAAGAAGAAGGGCAAACACUAAGCAUAGUGCUCACUUUAAUAUCCGUAAUACUACGUUGAUGAUAUUUCUAGUUGGGCUCUAAUUCUGGACAAGAGGCGGUAAACUGCCUUUGUUUCACAC